Molecule: messenger RNA, 990 nt
Organism: Chrysochloris asiatica (Cape golden mole)
Lineage: Eukaryota; Metazoa; Chordata; Mammalia; Afrosoricida; Chrysochloridae
Product: olfactory receptor 2D2-like
Exons: 1
Coding region: 1-990 (329 amino acids)
Biological process (GO): G protein-coupled receptor signaling pathway
Cellular component (GO): membrane
Molecular function (GO): olfactory receptor activity; G protein-coupled receptor activity
Source: RefSeq, a predicted model, not a curated record
AUGGUUGAUAGUGGUGGGGGGCAAAUCCUAAGCCUCCUAACUCUGAGACAGACAAACCAGACACAAGUGACUGAAUUCUUCCUCCUGGGGCUCGCUGAUGACCCAUACACCCAAAAACUCCUCUUUGUCUUAUUCCUGGCUGUCUACCUGGUUACUGUGCUUGGAAAUCUGCUUCUCAUGUCCCUUGUUCAAAUCGACUCCCGACUUCACACACCCAUGUAUUUUUUUCUCUGCAAUUUGUCUCUGGCUGACCUCUGUUUCUCUACCAACAUCGUUCCUCAGGCCCUCGUUCACCUGCUAUCCAGGAAGAAGGCUAUUUCAUUCAUGCGUUGUGCAGCUCAGCUUCUACUCUUUCUCAUUUUUGGAGGUACACAGUGUGCCCUUCUGGCAGUGAUGUCCUAUGAUCGAUAUGUGGCCAUCUGCAGUCCUUUGCAUUACUCUAAUGUUAUGACAUGGAGGGUGUGUGUCCAGCUAGCCACAGGAUCAUGGACCAGUGGAAUUCUCGUGUCUAUUGUGGACAGUACCUUCACGCUAAGGCUACCCUACAGAGGCAGCAAUAACAUUGCUCAUUUCUUUUGUGAGGCCCCUGCACUGUUGGUUCUGGCAUCCACAGACCCCCACACUUCAGAGAUGGCCAUUUUUCUUAUGGGGGUGGUGAUCCUUUUUAUACCUGUUUCCCUAAUUUUGGUAUCCUAUGGCAACAUUAUAGUGACUGUGAUCAGGAUGAAAUCAGCUUCUGGCAGGCUUAAGGCAUUCUCUACUUGUGGCUCCCACCUCAUAGUUGUCAUCCUUUUCUAUGGGUCAGCAAUUAUCACCUACAUGACACCAAAGUCUUCCAAAGAGCAAGAAAAACUAGUAUCUGUAUUCUAUGCAGUAGUAACCCCUAUGCUUAAUCCUCUCAUCUACAGUCUGAGGAAUAAGGAUGUGAAGGGAGCUCUGAGAAAAGUAGCCACAAGGAAAUUUCCAUGCAGGCUUGGGAUCAACCACUGA